ACUUCUAUUGCAGUUCCUCUGCGGUCAAAUCCAACUCCGCGCAGCCAUUUCCGAAUUCCUCUCUUCCUAUUCGCUUUAUUCAAUUUCGUUCGAAUAUUAUCGUUCAAAUUCGAAUCGAUGUGGUUGAAAAGUUUCGAGCAUUGUUGUGUGCGACAAGUUCUACCGGGCAUCUAUCUGAAUGUUCAAUGUUGCUCAAAAUUCUUCCCUGUGAUCUUUGAAAUAAUGUCAGCCUAA
This is a messenger RNA of Anisakis simplex (herring worm), 234 nucleotides long. NCBI's taxonomy places the organism in Eukaryota, Metazoa, Nematoda, Chromadorea, Rhabditida, Anisakidae. The record is from the annotation of a GenBank genome assembly.